AUGAACUCUAUCAAUGAACCAUUGUGUCUGGAGGAACUAGUAGUCGGUGGCAAUCACAAUCACAACCACAGUCACAACCACAACCACAGCGCCAUUCACCACCACGGUGUAAUGACCAUGCAUCAUCAUCAUCAUCACCUCAGUGACUCCAACCCCUUACCUUCCGCCUCGGAAUCCACUCUGUCGUCCCCACCGCACGGACAUGGACACCACACCACCACUGUCCACCGAACGUUGACCCCAAGUGACGCCGCUUCCGACAGAUCUGAUUCCAACGAUGCGUCCAAGAACAAAUCAGACGACGGCGGCGACGAUGAUAAAAAGAAAAAACGCCAGCGACGUCAGAGGACACACUUCACCAGCCAGCAACUACAGGAGCUUGAGGCCACGUUCGCCAGGAAUAGGUACCCAGACAUGGCGACCCGAGAGGAGAUCUCCGCCUGGACAAACUUGACUGAGGCCAGAGUUAGG
Messenger RNA from Candidula unifasciata, 471 nucleotides. NCBI's taxonomy places the organism in Eukaryota, Metazoa, Mollusca, Gastropoda, Stylommatophora, Geomitridae. The record is from the annotation of a GenBank genome assembly.